AUGGAACUGAUGAGCUUUUACAGGAAUCCUCCCGUCAACCAAAACCUGUUCUUGGACAUCCUCGGCCGUCUUGACCGUCUUGAAAAACAUUGCUCUCUGAGUGCUUCGGCCGGUUCAAGUGCCUCUCAGAGACCACCCCUGAGCGAAGAUCCGCUACCAAUAGCUCCCUCACCGAUUCAAAAUAUUGUUAACUGUAUCAAAGAUGAAGAUACUCGACACUUUCUUCUCUUCAACAUUUUCUGUUGCCUGGGACAACUUAAUUCGUGCUUUUUCAUCGGUCGAUCUAUCCGCGCGAUCACCUCCGCUAUAUCGGAGAUCGAAUCCCUGCAGAAUACCCAAAGCGUCGAGCUGCUGGGGGACCCCGACAUCUCAAAAAGUCUCGCCAAAAGGCUCAUCGAAAACCACUAUGGCCGUUUUCAAUUUGAAGGCUUCCAGUACCCUCUCAAGAAAGAUUUCUUGGCUGCAAUCCCUGACUUAAUCGAUAACCCUCACAUUCAGCUAGAUCAUACGUCUCAAAUAAUCUACUACUCAAUUCUGCUCCGGGCCUGUAUGCUAGACGCUGAGGCUCACCCAAGAAGAGGCAACUUAAUCCAAACCCUCUAUUCGAAGUGCGUUGCAUUAAGCGACGAUUGGAUGGAGAAUAUCCAGGAUACCUCUACCGACCUCUUAGCCGUUUCUCUGAUGAUAUCAAUAGCCCUCGAAGGCUGCAAUAUAGAUCUAGCCUGGAAAGCCUUCAGUCAUUCCUGCAGAGUGGCAAAGGCCCUCGGCUACUUCUCCGUGGACGAAUUCACAAGUGCAGAGAACGAUCAGCAGUCCAUCCCAGUCGGCACACCCGCGCCAGAAGCCGAAGUCGAGCGAAACCGCAAACGCUUCGGAUUCUGGCAUAUCCUUCGUACGGACUGUAUUUUUCGCAUGUCUUUUGGCAAACCGACUCUUAUUCCUGCAGGAUCGUGGAAAGUUGAUUUGCCUGACCCGACAAUCAAUGGUGUGGACGAUGGAAAGUCAAAUUUCAUACAGAUUCACUUCAUUUCUUCGAUGAGGCUUGCUCUCAUUGUGAUGAGGUAUCUCGAUUGGAUUGAGAGGGAUGCCCAACCGGAUCCAGUUUCGCACGAUACCGUCAUUGAUGGUUAUAUCGAUGAGGUGCAGUCUAUUUUGUCGGAUUGGGAUAUGGAGAGCCUUCUUCGAAUGGCGACAGAGCAUAUCGAUAUCUGGCUCUGUGUCGACGUGCUAUUCAACAGCUAUACGAUGCUUAUUGUGCUGUAUCAAUCGAAGAAGUGCAAUCGGGGUGAUAGCCUACCAUAUCCAGCCACUGAUCUUGCCAGGAAAUCAGUGAAGACCUUCCAGACACUCCUAGAAUGCUCAUCGCAGUGGGGAAUUAGUCUUAUCUUACUGUACCAGUUCAUCCCCUUCUUCGUCCUUUGCUUAAACAUUCUUGGAAAUUCCGCAUGCGAAUACCUCGAUGAAGAUCUCAUGUUGGUGAACUGGGUAUUCGAAUACGUCGAAGUUGUUGUUCAGGGGCGGGUCGAGCUACAGCCGGUUGUGAUUAUCAUGAAGGCAAUGGUGACUGCGUGCCGCCAAACGAAAACAGACCUUCUUGCACGGUCGGAUGCUACUUUUGCACAGUGA
This is a messenger RNA of Penicillium waksmanii, 1626 nucleotides long. RefSeq names its product fungal specific transcription factor domain-containing protein. The transcript has 5 exons. The record is from RefSeq and is a predicted model, not a curated record. Bases 1 to 1626 code for a protein of 541 amino acids. Gene Ontology annotation, biological process: DNA-templated transcription. Gene Ontology annotation, molecular function: zinc ion binding; DNA binding. Lineage: Eukaryota; Fungi; Ascomycota; Eurotiomycetes; Eurotiales; Aspergillaceae.